CCCAAUGCACUGCGUGUUCUCUGAGCUGCAUUGGGCGGUGGAAGGGGGCGGAGUCUAUGGCGGCCAGAUGGGGCUAAAAGUCAGAGAGGCGUGCUGGGCCUUAGCCAAUGGGCUGAAGGAAUAGGGAGGGAGGCGGGGCUCCUCCCAGCCAAUCGACGGGUGCGCCCUCGUUGCCGCUCUAUGCUGCUCCGCCCCGGCUCGCUGGUCCCAGAAGGCGCCGGGUUUCCCAAGAUGGCGGCCGACGUGUCCGUUACUCACCGGCCCCCUCUGAGCCCAGAGGCUGAGGAUGAGGCCGGCGAUGCUUCGGAGCGCCGGUUUCCCGAGGAGGAGCUGCCGCCGCUAGAUCCAGAGGAGAUCCGGAAACGCCUGGAGCAUACCGAGCGCCAGUUCCGUAACCGCCGCAAGAUACUGAUCCGGGGCCUCCCGGGGGACGUGACCAACCAGGAAGUUCAUGACCUGCUCAGCGACUAUGAGCUCAAGUACUGUUUUGUGGACAAAUACAAAGGGACAGCCUUUGUGACGCUGCUGAAUGGUGAGCAGGCCGAGGCAGCCAUCAGCUCCUUCCACCAGAGCCGCCUGCGAGAGCGGGAGCUGUCAGUACAGCUGCAGCCCACGGAUGCACUGCUCUGCGUGGCCAACCUGCCCCCCAGCCUCACGCAGCAGCAGUUUGAAGAGCUGGUGCGGCCCUUCGGCAGCCUGGAGCGCUGCUUCCUGGUCUACAGUGAAUGCACUGGCCACUCCAAGGGCUAUGGCUUUGCCGAGUACAUGAAGAAGGACUCGGCCGCCCGUGCCAAGUCAGACCUGCUGGGCAAGCCCCUGGGCCCGCGCACCCUCUAUGUGCACUGGACAGAUGCCGGACAGCUGACACCCGCCCUGCUCCACUCCCGCUGCCUCUGUGUCGACCACCUGCCACCUGGCUUCAGUGAUGUGGAUGCCCUGCGCAGGGCACUCUCGGUGGUCCACACACCCACCUUCUGCCAGCUGGCAUAUGGCCAGGAUGGGCAGCUGAAGGGCUUCGCUGUGCUGGAGUACGAGACGGCGGAGAUGGCGGAGGAGGCACAGCAGCGGGCUGAUGGGCUGGCCCUGGGGGGCAGCCAUCUGCGUGUCUCCUUCUGUGCCCCUGGGCCCCCUGGCCGCAGCAUGCUGGCUGCGCUUAUUGCUGCCCAGGCCACGGCCCUCAAUCGGGGCAAGGGCCUCCUGCCUGAGCCCAACAUCCUGCAGCUGCUCAACAACCUGGGGCCAUCUGCUUCCCUCCAGCUGCUGCUGAACCCCCUGCUCCACAGCAAUGCCGGGGGCAAGCAGGGCCUCCUAGGUGCCCCCCCAGCUAUGCCACUGCUGAACGGGCCAGCCUUGUCCACGGCGCUGCUGCAGCUGGCCCUGCAGUCCCAGGGUCAGAAGAAGCCUGGCAUCCUGGGAGACUCUCCCCUGGGCCCCCUCCAGCCUGGAGCCCAGCCGGCCAACCCCCUUCUUGGGGAGCUGUCUGCAGGGGGGGGCCUGCCCCCAGAGCUGCCACCUCGGCGAGGGAAGCCGCCACCCCUGCUGCCGCCACUGCUUGGCCCCUCUGGAAGUGACCGGGAGGCCAUGGGCCUGGGCCCCUCAGCAGCCCAGCUCACUCCACCCCCUGCCCCCACGGGGCUCCGAGGCACUGGCCUUAGAGGCCUCCAGAAAGACAGUGGGCCUCUGCCAACGCCCCCUGGGGUCUCACUGCUAGGGGAGCCCCCUAAGGACUUCCGGAUCCCCCUGAAUCCCUACCUGAACCUACACAGCCUGCUCCCAGCCAGCAACCUGGCGGGUAAGGAGGCCCGGGGCUGGGGGGGCCCUGGGAGGAGCCGCCGCCCAGCUGAGGGCCCCCUGCCUGCCCCCCCAGCCCCUGGAGGCGGCAGUGGUGGAGGUGGCAGCAGCAGCAAAGCCUUCCAGCUCAAGUCUCGUCUGCUCAGCCCCCUCACCAGCACCCGCCUGCCACCUGAGCCAGGGUUGCCUGACAGCUACAGCUUUGACUACCCCUCGGACAUGGGACCUCGGCGGCUCUUUUCUCACCCACGAGAGCCCACCUUAGGGACCCAUGGACCCAGCCGACUUAAGAUGUCCCCCCCGCCCAGUGGCUUCGGCGACCGGAGUGGUGGGGGCCCCCUCUCUCACUUCUAUUCUGGCUCGCCCACUUCCUACUUUGCCAGUGGCUUGCAAGCUGGCCUCAAGCAGAGCCACCUCAACAAGGCAGUCGGCUCCUCUCCGCUGGGCUCCGGAGAAGGGCUUCUGGGCCUCAGCCCAGGGCCCAAUGGCCACAGCCACCUGCUGAAGACCCCACUGGGUGGCCAGAAACGAAGCUUUGCCCACCUGCUGCCCUCGCCUGAGCCCAGCCCGGAGGGCAGCUACGUGGGCCAGCACUCCCAGGGCCUUGGUGGCCACUACGCGGACUCCUACCUGAAGAGGAAGCGGAUUUUCUAAGAGGCCAGCACCAGAGAUGCUCAAGGGCCUGCA
This is a messenger RNA of Loxodonta africana (African savanna elephant), 2478 nucleotides long. RefSeq names its product ribonucleoprotein, PTB binding 1 (gene RAVER1). The transcript has 13 exons. Gene Ontology annotation, molecular function: RNA binding. Bases 181 to 2445 code for a protein of 754 amino acids. The record is from RefSeq and is a predicted model, not a curated record. NCBI's taxonomy places the organism in Eukaryota, Metazoa, Chordata, Mammalia, Proboscidea, Elephantidae. Gene Ontology annotation, cellular component: nucleus.